Phytophthora infestans T30-4 is the source of this 333-nucleotide messenger RNA. RefSeq lists its product as uncharacterized. NCBI's taxonomy places the organism in Eukaryota, Oomycota, Peronosporomycetes, Peronosporales, Peronosporaceae. The record is from RefSeq and is a predicted model, not a curated record. The transcript has a single exon. Bases 38 to 220 code for a protein of 60 amino acids.
AGAACAAGCUCAAGCACUACCUACCCCAAAAUCAACUAUGACGAAGUUCACCUUCUUCGCUGCUCUUCUUCUUGCCAUCGGAGCUAUCAACGCGGUGGAUAUCAGCCCGGAUGGGCUCCCUCCUUUUGCUCUAGCUGAGGGCAGCGACCAGAUCGACGCCACGCUGGCUGACGGAAGUGGCCAAGUCAACGCCACGUUGGAGGAACGCUGCUGCCUUUGACAUGAUGUAAUCGGGUCAGCGGAAGAAUUGCUCAAGUGUAGACUGGGAGAGAUCGAGUAGUUCGCGCUCAUUUACUAAACUCUCGACAACAAGAAACUUUGUUGAUUUUCAAC